GGUCACCCGCAGCGACUGUCUCACCAUGUGUUGAGGAAGUUCCUGAUGUUGGUCAUCUUCCUGGACCGAGCCAAGUUGACGCGAUUCCUAGACCACAACCCCUGUCUCUUCCAGCCUUCUGCCACCAUCAAGUCAAGUCGUGACAUGCUCCAGCGUUUCUCACGCAAGUAUCUGGCGGGUGAAGGAGACAUUAUCAGACACCUCUCACUUGCCAGAUAUGUGGUCACUCACGUUCAGACGGCUCUGGAUGAAUUUGACUAUCAUGUGGAGAACUUGGCCACUGAUCUCAGAGAUGGACUCAGAAUUACGCGGCUGGUGGAGAUAUUGACUGGUGACUGGGAGUUGUCUCGUCAGCUGAGAGUCCCUGCUACCACCAGAAUGCAGAGACUGCACAACGUGGAGGUGGCCCUGAGCAGCCUAGGUCGCAGCAUGCCAGUGUAUGAGAGGUCUGGUGAGGCCGUGGUGGAUGGCCACAGGGAGAAGACUCUCGCCCUCCUAUGGAGCAUCAUCUUCCACUUCAAGGUGAAGCUCCAGCUGAACGUGUCGGAGCUGAAGGAGGAGAUAGCGGUGCUGGAGAGCCAGAGACCACACCAUCUCUCCUACCAGUUCAACACUGGCCGGCGGUCGUCCCUGGAGCCAGUCAUCUUCCCUGACCCCACCCUCUCCCUCAUCCUCCACUGGUGCCGGGCUGUAGGGAACCUCUACGGCGUCCAGGUGUGCAACUUCACCAAUUCCUUCUCAGACGGCCGUCUGCUGUGCUACCUCAUCCACCACUACCACCCCUCUCUCCUCCCUCUCCACCUCAUCACCAACUACACCACUCUCUCUGAGCCUGCUGUGUCAGUGAAUGCAAAUGACGAUUCUCUCAAUGAGAACACGACGUGCUGGACAGGAACCUUCAGCCCUACAACUGGUAAAGACCCAGUGAGAGAGAGGCUUCUGGAGAAUGAGAAAAACAACUUUAAGCUCGUGGCUGAGAAGUUGUGUGCUCUCGGAGGAGUUCCUCUGCUGGCUCUAAGGAAAGAAAUGUCAAAUACCCUCCCAGAUGAAAAGGUGGUCAUCACCUAUGUGUCGUACCUCUGCCACCAACUUCUACUGCUCCGGAAGGAGGGCCGAGCAGCUGUGGUGAUCCAGAGAGCCUGGAGAACACACAGGAGAUUCGUACAGAGCACUGCAGCUGUCAAGAGGCAACAAGAGGCAACUCUAGUCAUUCAGGCCUUUGCUCGUUCAACCUUGGCUCAAAAGCGAUACCACCGACUCAAACAUGCCGUGUGUACCAUUCAGCACACCUGGAGGUCACAUAGAUUAACUAAAGUCCAGCGACAUAAGUAUCUGGAGCUGCGGGGAGCCACAAUAGUCUUCCAGAGGAGACUCAGAGUGUGGCUUCAGUUAAAGGCAAGGAACAGAAGUGUUACAAUCAUCCAAACGUGCUUCAGGGGCUACCUGGCUCGUACAAAGUACAGAGCCAUUAUGUCGGCCACCCGCACACUCCAAAAGUACAGCAGAAGCUUCUUAACCGGGGCUAGACUUCACCGGCACUACCUGAAACAGAGGAGUGCUUGCAUAAAGUUGCAGGCAGCUUUCAGAGGGUGGAAGGUGCGGCAUAACCUGGCCUUUCGCCACAAGGCAGCCACCACUAUUUGUGCUCACUACAGAGGGUGCAGGGCUAGGUUGGGCUACAGAGCGCUGUGUCACAGUACUAGAGUGGUUCAGGCAAGAUUUAGAGCCAAUGUCCUGGAAAGAAACCAGAGGAAGGUAUUCCUGUCGUUGAAACGUGCUGCUCUCUUGAUUCAGUGCCGCUUCAGAGGUGCUCGGGUUAGACGGCAGAUUGCUUUCGAGCAUGAGGUGAAGCAGAGUGCUGCUAUCACCAUCCAGAGGGUGUUUCGAGGUCACAUCCAGAGGAAAAUGUAUCUCUCCAUUCAGAGGGCAGCCAGAGUCAUCCAGUGCCACUGGAGAGCCACCCUCUCUAUGAGGGCAGAGCAGAGGGCCUUUCUCUCUCUGAGACAGAGUUCCACUGUGAUCCAGGCUUGGUUCAGGGCUAAACUCCUGGCAAGAGAACAGAUGGCACUUGAGAAUCGAGCAGCUACGAACGUUCAGAGGAUCUUCCGAGGUUUUCGUGAGAGGAAGAGGUUUUCAGCCGUGAGAGCUGCUGUGGCAGUCACCCAAACAAGGUGGAGGGCAACACUCCGCAUGAGGGCUGAGAGGUCAGCGUUUUUGACUAAAAAGAGGCGCGUGGGGAUUGCCCAAGCAGCGGUGAGAGGAUUUCUUGCCAGGAGAAGGUAUCACCGGAUGCAGUGUUGUGCCGUGGUAAUCCAGGCAAGGGUAAGGAGUCACCUAGCAAGGAGACGUUAUCUUCAGACUCGUGCAGCUGCAAUCAAAAUUCAAGCUCGCGUCAGAGGUAUGCUUGGGAGAAGGGAGUACAUCAGAUCUCAAAGAGCUGCUGUCACUCUUCAGGCUGCUGUAAGGGCAUUUCUUGCCCGGAGAUCGUUCCUGGGCCUCAGAUCUGCAACUGUUGCUCUUCAGGCUAGGGCAAGAGGAUACCUUGCCCGGAGGCACUUCCUAAGGCUUGCCAGGGAACACGGGGCUGUGGUUAAGCUCCAGGCUGCCAGUCGUGGGUACCUAAUUAGGAAGCAGUUUAUACACCAGAUGUGUGCUGUUGUCACACUACAGUGUCAUGCACGACGCUACCUGGCCCAGAAGAGGUAUAGCACUGCUAGAAGAGCGGUUGUUGUCAUUCAGAAAAACGUGAGGCGUUUCAUUGCUCAACAGAGAUACAGAAAAACACUAAAAGCAGUUGUUUCUCUCCAGGCUAACGUGAGGCGCUUCCUAGCAAAGAAGGAGCUAUGUAAGAUGAGAGCUGUGCUAGCCAUCCAAGCUCUAGCCAGGGGAAGGGCAGUCAGGUGGCAAGUAGCUCAUACGAGGCGGUGUAUCCUAACACUCCAAGCUCACACCAGAGGGUUCCUAGCUCGGAAGAAAUUUGUCUCAGAAAGGUGUCACAUUGUGACCUGUCAGGCUCAGGUACGAAUGUUCAUUGCUAGAAGACAAUACCGGCGUUCAUACAGUCGUGUUGUACUGCUGCAGUCGCAGACAAGAGGGUGCCUUGCCAGGCGUACUUACCACAAGAGCAGGGAGGCUGUCAUUACGCUGCAGGCUGCAUUCCGGGGCAGACGAGCUAGGCAGAUGUUUGCAAAGACCAGGCAAUCAGUCAUAGUGGUGCAGUCCUGGGCAAGAGGGUACAUUGCUAGAAAGAAGCACCAGCACACCAGAGAUGCUGUUGUACUCAUCCAAGCACACUGCAGAGGCUAUCUUGCUCGUUGCCUUUAUCGACGGGAGAAGUCAGCCAGAUUGGUGCAAGCUGCUGUAAGGGGCUAUCUAGUCAGAAGUCAUUACCGGCAGACUAGACGUAGAGUCAUUAUCUGCCAGGCAGCCGUCCGUGGUCAUCUCAUACGGAAGAAGUUCCAACAGUUACGUAGGGCCGUCUGUCUUCUCCAGUCCAAUGUUCGUACCUGGCAUGCAAGACGGCAGUUUUGUCAAAAUCGUACCAAAAUCAUUGCAAUUCAAGCACUGGCUAGAGGCUUCCUUGCGCGUCGCCACUACCAGCGAGAAAAGUCUGCCAUAUUGGCACAGGCAGUCGUGAGGGGAUACCUGGUCAGAAAACACUACCAGAGAACCAGAAGUAGUGUCAUUCUCUGUCAGGCAGCAGUUCGUGGUCACCUGUCAAGAAAGAGGUACCUUGAUUUGUGUAGGGCUGUGUGUCUUCUACAGUCCCAUGUCAGGGCCUUGAUUGCAAAAAGGCAGUACUGCCACGAUCGCACCAGAAUCAUCAACAUCCAAGCAUUGGUUAGAGGCCACCUUGCACGACGGCAGUACCACAGUGUUAGGACUCGUGUGGUUGUCUGCCAGGCUGCCAUCCGGAGGUUCCUGGCACGGAAUCGGUACAGGAAGAUCAGACUUACCGUGUGUGGCCUACAAGCACAUGCAAGAGGAUUGCAACUCAGAAAAGAAGUCCAGAGACAGAGGGCCAGCAUCGUAAAGUGCCAGGCUGUUGUAAGGGGUCAUCUCGUUCACAAGAGGUUUAAGCACACUGUAAGUAGUAUUCGCUCUUGUCAGGCUGCAGUGAGGGCAUUUCUGGAGAGGAAACGUCGCCGAGAAGCUGCAACUCUUCUGCAGGCUGUCGCCAGGGGCUGGAUCAGCAGACGGAGGUCCAGGAGAGACUUGGCACACAUCACCCGAGCUCAGUCUACGGUGAGAGGUUAUUUGGCCAGGAGACAGUACCAGAGGGAGAGAGCUGCAGUGGUGGUGUGCCAGUCAGUUGUGCGAAGGCACCAGGCAAUGGGGCGAUACAGCCACGUGCUGCAGUCGGUUAUCCUCCUCCAGGCUAGGGUUAGGGGUAUCCUCAACAGGAGACGGCAUAGAGCAAGGCUUCAGCAUCUAGUGAAGUGUCAGGCCUGUGUUCUCAGGUUCAUUUGUACACGACGCUACCUGCGUACUAGGAGAGCUAUCACAUUGUGUCAGGCAGUGGUUCGCCGGAGAAUAGCCAGGCAGAAGUAUCUGGCAGUUAGGAACCACGUAAUUCAGAUCCAGGCUUUCUCCCGAGCUGCCCUAGCAUCGAAAAGGUACAAGAGAUUGAAAACUGCAGCAGUUGUUGCUCAGGCCCACCGGCGAGGUCUUGUCACCAGGCGAAACUACCUGAGACAGCAGAGGGCAGCUCUUACACUGCAGACUCAUGUCAGAGGUUGGGUGGCCAGGAAGCACUACUCAAAAGUUAUAAAAGGGGUGCAGGUAGCCCAGAAAUAUUACAGACGACAUGUCAGUAGAGCGAGAUUUGUGCAGUUGAAGUCAGCCACUAUAGUGCUGCAGUGCUACACCAGACGUUGGAUGGCAAUGCGGAGAUUCAAAUCUCUAGCCAUUGAGAUAAAACGGACGCGGGCUGCAGUGACCAUUCAGUCAGCAGUUCGUUCCUUCCUUGCCCAAAGGCGAUAUCGCAAAUAUAGGCAGGCAGCCAUCACACUACAAUCCUACACCAGACGAAAACGUGCCAUGGAUCUACUGAACACUAUCAAGGGGAACCAAAGGAGGGAGAGUGCUGCAAGAGUCAUCCAGAGUGCCUAUCGCAGCUACGUGGUCUACUGGCGGUACCAACAGACCAGAGAGGCGUGUGUGGUGAUCCAGACCCAGUGGAGGGGGUGGUUGGACAGACGGAGGUACCAGAGACUGCGGUGGGCAGUGGGUGUGGUGGGAGAGAGGUACGCUGCUGUAAGGAGAGGGAGGGAGGUGAGGAUGGAACAGGGGAGGUUAAAGUGGGCUGCUCUGGUGAUUGAAGAACGCUAUCUCGCCCUCAGAGAAGGAAGAAAAGAUUGUCAGUACUACCAGAGGUUCUAUGGAGCAGUGCUGUAUGUCCAGAGGUGUUUCAGAGGCUGGUCCAUGACAAGGACUCUCAGAGGAGACUACCUGGCCAUGAGGAGGGCAGCUGUUGUGCUCCAGGCUGCAUGGAGGGGAACACUUGCCAGGAGACAACUCACUGUAAGUCUCUGUCUAUUAGUAUGUUUGUGUUGUUUCUAUGUCUGUUACUGUUGUGUGUGUUGCAGAGUAUCAGGUGUGCUGUCAAGCAGGAAAAGGCAGCUCUUGCCAUUCAGGCAAUGUGGAAGGGUCGCAUGGUACGCAAAAAGCAGUCAACCCCGGCAGUCCGAGCAGUGAGAGAGAGGUUGAGGCAGGUGAACGCCUCAGCCCAGAGGGCCCACUCUAUCAGACACAGGCUACCAGCCAUUUUGCAACGACUCAAGAAGUGCAAGUACCUCUCAAGUUUGGACAGUCAACUCCACACCCUAGAGUUGAUGACUCUGGCCAGUGAGUCGUGCAGCAGGGCUCUGGUGGGGGCAGACUGUCUCCCAGUUCUCCUGGAGCUGAUAGACCAGACCAACCGGAGCCAGGCUGCUCUGGUGGUGGUGGCCGGCAUCAUCAGGGUCCUCUCCAACAUUGCCAGGUGGAACUCGACCAGGAGCAGCCUCUUCCUCUGCCCCCAGUCGGCGCAGGUCCUCACAGACCUGGUGUACAGAGUCCACACCUCCCAACUACCACUGGUCCAGUCCACUCUGGAACUCAUGGCCUUCUGCGCCACUGGAACUAAGGUAAAGGCCAGUGGAACAACUGUGAAGAAGCUGUCUGCUAUGAGAGAUAACCUCACUCGCAGAGGCACCAUGACAGCCAAGAAAGGCCCGAAACAUAACACACUAACAAAACAUCUUGACAAGAUCCUGAAUUCACUUUCAUAAUAAUACACACCAUUGUCAGACUUGACACAUUUUUAAAUGCAUUGGACAUUAGUGUCUCAUAAACUAUCCUUUUAGCUACAAUUCUUAUGUUUCUCUGCCUAUUAUGUCAGUUGCAAACUUUUGGUGAAUCUUCUUCCCCAGUGAGGCUAGGCGAUUGCGAUACUCCAAGUUCUUGUAGUGGUUCUCUGGGACUCCUGAGUAGCCCUCCAUGGCACCCCAGCAGGCAGCAGCAACGAUUCCUGUGCUGUCAGAGUCUCCUCCGUGCAGCAUGCUGUGCUCACACAGAUCAAUCCACUGCCGCCUCUUGUCUCCCGCUGGUCUCCACGUGUUGAGCAAGGCCUCGUAAGCAAUCAUGGGGAGAUCGUGACCACUGGGACAUGUAGCUCAAACUGCUAGGUC
Messenger RNA from Geodia barretti, 6671 nucleotides. The record is from the annotation of a GenBank genome assembly. Lineage: Eukaryota; Metazoa; Porifera; Demospongiae; Tetractinellida; Geodiidae.